CAUUAAGCAAUUAACCAUGAAGGCUGAAGAUAAGACCAACAUAAAAUUUAAACGACCUUUUUGAAUUUUCUUCUGACAAAUUUGAAUAGUAGGUCAGUGGAAUUAUUAUUUAUUAAUUAUUAGAAUUUAGAAAUGUUUCCCAAACAUAUUACUGCAGUUGUUGGUAUUUCAAGCUUUUGCCUUGGAAUAUGGAUGGAUAGAAAAUAUAGGGAAUUAAAUGCAUCGCACAGAGUACCAGGAUUUAAAAUAUUUGAUGCAGUGUAUGCUGAUGGUAUUGUGUCCAAUAAUCAAGAACUAAUUAUUAAUAAUGAACAGCGAGUAUCCCAGAUUAUGAAGUAUGGAUUUCCAAGUUUGGAUAAUGUACGUUCAUAUAAGAACUUUGUUCUUUCUUAUGAUCAAAGGAAUCGUAUACCCCAUUGGGUUUUAGAACACCUCACACCAGAAAGCGUGGCGUAUAAUCCUAAUGUAGAUAGAGCAUCAUGUGACUUUUAUGAAGAUAAAUCAUUUCAUGAGUUUUAUCGGGCUACGAAUAAAGAUUAUAAAAAUAGUGGUUUUGAUCGUGGACAUCUAGCAGCAGCUGGAAAUCAUAAAUCAAGUCAGGAAUUAAUAAAACAAACAUUUGUCUUAUCAAAUAUUGCUCCACAAGUUGGUAAAGGAUUCAAUCGAGAUGCUUGGAAUAAUUUAGAAAAAUAUGUUAGAAAAAAAGCAAAACAUAAUAAAAAUGUUUAUAUUUGUUCUGGUCCACUUUUUUUGCCAAAAAAAGGAGAUGAUGGAAAAUUAUGGGUCAAAUAUCAAGUAAUUGGAGAUAAUCACGUUGCUGUUCCAACACAUUUUUAUAAAAUUAUUGUUACUGAAAGUACAGAGUCUAAAUUUUAUUUAGAAUGUUAUUUAAUGCCCAAUCAAGUAAUUCCUGAUGACAUACCAUUAAAAGACUUUCAAAUGCCUUUGGAAGUAAUUGAACGUGCAUCGGGACUACAAUUUUUCAAGAGAUUGACACUUGAUAAAUUUAUAAAACUUAAUUAAUAAUUAGAAUCAGAUGACUUAGUAUUUAACGCAUACAAUUAUGUGUUAUAAAUAUAUCAAUUGUAUGAAUUAUAAUAAAAUUAUAUAUAUAAAAUA
This is a messenger RNA of Aphis gossypii (cotton aphid), 1119 nucleotides long. It is a transcript of the gene EndoG, whose product is annotated as endonuclease G, mitochondrial. Gene Ontology annotation, biological process: apoptotic DNA fragmentation. Gene Ontology annotation, cellular component: nucleus; mitochondrial inner membrane. Gene Ontology annotation, molecular function: nucleic acid binding; metal ion binding; single-stranded DNA endonuclease activity. NCBI's taxonomy places the organism in Eukaryota, Metazoa, Arthropoda, Insecta, Hemiptera, Aphididae. Bases 133 to 1023 code for a protein of 296 amino acids. The record is from RefSeq and is a predicted model, not a curated record. The transcript is spliced from 5 exons.